AGUUUUGGACAGUUUCAAACUUUCAUGACCUUCUAUAUGUUGAGGUCACUUCACACUGUAUAUAUUCAUCCGAAUUUAAAAAUUGAUUUUAUUAUUUAGUAAAUAUCUCAAAGACUUAAAAGUACAUCCGCACGUAAACUACUACAUUUUUCAUGAAUGUCUUGGAUAGUGUGAAAUUCCAUUAGAAAAUUGUUCUUAGUAUUGGAAAACCGUCAAACAGAGAAAACAUUUAAAUGUGCUUAAUGGAAAAACAAUAGAUAUGUCUGGUGUACUAGAACUUAUGUAAUUUGUUUAUUGUUGAGAGUCUGUAAAAAGAAAGUAACAUUAAUAUUUGUCAGAUAGGCAAAAUGGACAUUGCACGGAAUAACUUUUUUCAAUACAUAUGUAUUGGAAUUAUUAUAUAUAUGUCCAAUGAGACAAAUUGUUCAAGAAGUAUCAAGGAAACUAUUCUAAAAAAUAUAUAUCACAAGGAAGCUGUUGUCAAAGAAAUUGAGAAUUUUAGAAAAAAGUCAAAUACGGUGUGUACCAAACCAAAAAGAAAAGGCGAUAAAAUUCAUCAUCUUAUUCGACAUCCAAGAGAUACAACAAGUGUUUAUGAUCAAAUUGGCACCCAGAGCGCUGUGUAUUUUUCUGGAAAAGAAAUUCUGAAGUUAAAAGCAUUUUAUUCUAAAAUUCCGAGUGGCAGUUUUACAUUAAGUUUAUUGUUAAAUCCCGAGGGAGGACAACAUGACCCAGUCACCAUACUAGAGCUUGUAGAUAUUUGUAAUGGAAAACAAACACACAACUGGUUGAAAAUUGGAAUUGCUAGUAAUCCCGAAAUUCUGAACUCUGGACAGAAAUAUUAUGUUACUUUGAAGACAGAAAGGAGUAAACAUUCAUCUACUAUUUAUACAGAUACUAACUUCAAACCGGAAGAAUGGACCGCCAUUGAUGUAACCUAUGACAAACAUGUACUUAAGCUGUACAGGGACGGUGCAUUAGUGUCUGUGGAUAGACAUCAGCAUGGAGCGGUUUUCCAAAAGGUUUCACAAAACUGUAAAACAAUUCUGAUUGGAGGGGAUGAACCUUCAAAAACCUUUUACCGAGGAUCAUUUAAAGAUUUAUUUUUCUGGAACUAUGCUAAAAAUCAUUCGGAAUUAGGACAUUCAAAUGGCAAAGAUGACCGGCUUUUUAUAUCUGAUAGUUUUACAGAUCUAAAGAAAUGGAGGUCGUUGUUCAAAACACCACCGCAAAUUAUUCAAAGGGUUGCAUUAUCAUCAUCGAGUCAAAUUUUAAUCCAAGCACCACCUUGUGGCGAAACAGUGUGCGAUGAUCCAGUUUUAUUUAAAUCAUACAGAGAAAAUCCAAACUUAAGGCAUAUUAAAGAAAUUAAUUAUAAAGUUUAUAAUAUAAUGAACGAUGAUGGUUCCCAGCCACAAAUUACUAGAAAGCAGUUACAAAAGCAACAUUUAGCAAUUAUAGAUGCAUUCUCACCGCAUAAUAUAACAUUCAAGCAAGACGUUAAAAAUAUUAAAAACACAUUUCUCAGACAGACUACAGUGCUUUACACGUGUGAUUCAAUAUCUAUUGGUGAUAAUGUUUGCGACGAUGAUUGUUUUCAUGCCAAAACCGGAUAUGAUGGCGGUGAUUGUGAUGAUCUACUUCCGGCAGUAGCAGAAUGCAAUAUGAUAUCUAUUACAGAUGGCCAUUGUGAUCCAGAAUGUAACAAAUUUAUGUGGGAAUGGGAUGGUGGAGAUUGCUGCACACCUGGUUCGGAUUUUUGUUUUAAUCCUGAAUCGCAGCAUCGAGGUUACCUGAGCAAGGAAGAAUUUCAAGAAAUGGUCGGCGAGGAUAGUUCUAGCCAACUUAACAUUUAUCUGGCCUCGACAAUUAACACUGAUAUUGCAGGUCUGUCCACAUACCCUUGGGACAAACACGUGUAUGGCAUAAACGGUGGUGUGAUUGUACCUCCUGAAUCGUUUGGAGCAUCGGGUAAAAUGAAAGGUUUGAUACAUGAGAUAGGACACGUCCUUGGCUUGUGGCACGUGCACCAUGGUAUAUCAGAAAUGGAUUGUGACGAUCCUUGUGUAGAGACACAUGCGUCUUUGGAACUUGGAGAUCUUUGUUCCGACACUGAGCCUACACCAGAUAAUAAACAAUGCCAUGAUCCAGAUGGUAGUAUAAAAUCAACAUGUGGUCUUCAAAGCUUCAAAAACACUCCUUUUAAUAACUACAUGAGCUAUGCUGAUGAUAGCUGUAUAAAUAGUUUCACAUCCGACCAGAGUGCACGAAUGCACUGUUACCUUGACCUUGUAUACAAACCAUGGAGGACAGAAAAGAAACCAACACCAGUACCGUUGCCACCAAAAAUCGCAAGAUCUACCAAUGUAAGUGUUACCAUCAGCUGGAUAUCUCCACUUGGCUCUAAUCAUGCAUUUCCGAAAACUAUAUGCGACGUUUGUAAACCUGGUGGAAGAGCUGCGCAGUAUGCCCAUAAUGCUACAGCAUCACAUCCGGAGAGUUUUCUGUACUUAUCCCAACCAAUGCAAGCUGCAGGUCCACCAGAUUCUGAGACUUGUACAGCCAGUGACAAGGCUUGGAUGAUGCCGGACAGAUAUACCUGCCAGAAAAUGGAGUGUUAUAUAGAACUUGAGUUUAACUUCCAAUUCAUACCUGACAAAUUGAGGAUAUGGGUACCUUAUACUGGAUCCGUUGAUGACUUCAUUUUGACAGGAAUGGGUGAUCCAAUCAAAUUUAUAGAAAUCACAACAGACGAUCUUACAGUGAUUCCAUUGGAUAGUUUUCCUGCUUCAUGUGAUAAUGCGUUGUCCAUAAGACUGAAUGUGAGAAGACCCGUCAUAAAGGUACGAAUUUAUGUGCAGCAUCCAUACACAGCUAUAGAUGCAGCAGAAUUAUCAACGAGUACGCCCGCAUCAGAAUGUGCGUUAUGUAGACAGCAAAAGUACAGGAUAAUCAGAUCUCCGGAAAUUACUGGGAGCCAGUUAAUUCAGACCAGUAAAACAGAAUUCACAGACAGGGACAUUCAAGUAAACACUACAUAUACAUACAGUAUACUUGUAGUGACCGGAAACCAUGAAAGUGUACCAUCACCGUCUGUAGACUUUAUUAUCGGUCAGUCUUUCUGUGGAGACGGGCAUGUUAACCCUGGUGAAAAGUGUGAUGAUGGUAACACAAUAGAUGGUGAUGGGUGUGAUAUUGAUUGCAAAGAAGAAGAAUUCUUUAAAUGCACAGGAGAACCUAGUCAUUGUUUUAUUCAUGAUGGUGAUGGUAUUUGUGAAGAUUUUGAGCAGCCAUACAGCGUAACAGACUGCGGAUAUUAUACCCCUCCAGGUUUUGAAGACCAGUGGGCCAAAACAGCAGUUGCAAAUCCAGAAUUCCAGGAUGAUACCUGUCCAGAGUCGCUUAUCAUAGGAAUUCCUUCCAGGAACCAGAAAUGUGUUAGCAAUACUGUUCCUGACGAAUACUGGAGUCCAUGUAACAAUUAUGGAAAGGAUGAUACUUAUUGGAUAGAGAUCUAUUUUGGAAAACCUAAGGUGGCAACAGAAAUAAUUAUACACUUCGGAUCAGACGGAUUGGAUGAUCUGAAUAGAAAACAGUUGAUAAGGAUCGAACUGAUAACCAAUGAAAACAUAACCAAGACUAUAACUCCGGAACACCAUUCUAUCUCAUGUAAACACAACCCGAUGCAUGUGCCAAUCAUUCAUGACUUGACACAGCAAUUCUUCCUUACUAUAGGAGUGAGGAUAAAGUUUUCCUCACCAAGGAUCAGCAUAGCAGGUGCUCGUUUGAGGUCUUCUAAAUUCUUAGACCCAGUGACGAUCGCAUCCUGUGACUCUAUGGAAUUAUUUGAUCCUUCUGUAGGAAGAUGUUUCAAUAGAUCAUGUAACAGACCAGUUUGUGGGACUCCGCGUGUAAAGCAUGGUGUUCCAAUGUGUAAUGGGAAAAGAGAGGGAAGCGUAUGUACAGUCAAAUGCAAUCAGGGGUACGAAUUGGAAGGUCGUGUUACUGAAUUGAUUUGUGUUAACGGAACAUGGCAGAGUUACACUUCUUUAUCGUGUGUUCCAGUUGACUGUGGCGAGCCGUACAUUCCGUAUGCAAGUAUAUCAUGUCCAGAUGGAUUUCAAUAUGGAGAUAAAUGCAACUUCAACUGUAAAGCACCGUCCAGAUUACAGGGUGAUGUCUCAACAAUACAAUGUGAUUCCGAAGGAACCUGGUCCUUACCAAAUUCAUUUUGUCAGAUACACUGUAAAGCACCGUCAGUCACUGAUGAUGCCAGACUAAUGACUAAGGCAUGCAAAAGAGGAUAUCAUGGACUUGGAAAAGUCUGCAAGUUCAAAUGUGAAAAAGAAUUCCAUGUAGUAGGAAAGAGCAAUUUCAGAAAAAUAUAUAAACUUGAAUGCGAUGAGGAUGGAAUGUGGAAAGGUGAAAGUUGUGUACCAAUUACAUGUCCAUCACCAGAUAUAGUGUUCAAAGGCUUAUAUAGCUGUAUAGAUCUGUUCAAUGUUGGCAGUACAUGUACAAUUAUAUGUCCAGAUAACCCCGUAAAACAAGCGAUUAAUUGUGGAAUGGACGGUACCUGGGACAACAGUUUUAGUAUUUGUAAAUCUUCCCUAACAGGAUCCUGUCCAGCUGUUGUUGAUAGUACAAAGGUCAGGUUCAACUGUCAUGGUAAUAAAGUAGGCGAUCAAUGUGGUGUAGACUGCUUCUUACCAGAAGCUGUUGCAAUAGUAAAUGGUCAUUCAAAUAAAGUGAGAGGUAGACUUGCAAGUAUUACCGACAGUAAUAAAGACAAAGGUCCAGUACGACAAAUUACAUGUUCAGUGUUACUAGAGUGGACACCAGACCCAGAAACUAUAACGUGCAAAGCAGAAUGUAGUAAGUCCAGUAUAGCAGAUGGGUUAUGUCAGGCUGAUUACAAUACAGAGGAAUGCGCAUGGGACGGCGGAGACUGUUGCAAAUCAACAGUAUUUGACGGAUUUGUUUUGUCUAUUCCAUCUACUUGUGGUAAACCCUGUAGCUGUCUUGAUCCAAAUGCUGCUGAAAACAGAACAUACAAACACAACAUAAAGGCUAGCAAGAAGAAAUCUAGGAGUAGACUGAUAACACUCAGUCGAUAUGCAUGGAAACAUUCGUUUCCUAGAAAAAGUCUAUAAAUUGAUGAUUUUUAGUGUUAUCAGUGUCAUUGAUAAUAACGGUCUAUAUUUAACUAGUUUUUCAAACUAUGGUUUCAAACUGACUAGACAAUGAAUCUUAUUGGUAUAAAAUGUUUCUUAAGCGAGACACAUUUAUGUUCUACAAGAGUAAAUCGAAGUUAGCAGGAACAUUUAUAUUGUUUCAAUAUACAAAUGAUAAAAAAAUAAAAAACAAGUAUCGUUGAAGAUAGCUGAAAUUAGGAAAAUAUUUUAAAUUUAUGUUGGUUCUUUACUUUGGACCAUGCGGUUAGCAAUUUUUCGAUUAUUGAAUUCUGUAACCUUACUGUGUUUGAAGAUUUAAAAUGUGAU
This is a messenger RNA of Mytilus trossulus (common blue mussel), 5501 nucleotides long. Its product is annotated as pappalysin-1-like. Bases 348 to 5153 code for a protein of 1601 amino acids. Gene Ontology annotation, biological process: proteolysis; cell surface receptor signaling pathway. Gene Ontology annotation, molecular function: protein binding; metalloendopeptidase activity. The record is from RefSeq and is a predicted model, not a curated record. Lineage: Eukaryota; Metazoa; Mollusca; Bivalvia; Mytilida; Mytilidae. The transcript is spliced from 21 exons.